AUGUACUCAGCACGCAACAGCAGGUACUUGUUGGAACCAGCAUCAUUCAACUGUCGUUCAAUGACGGACUGCCAAUACUGCGACGGAGUGGCGUCGUUCUUUAGUAUGUUGGACGCGUUAAGCUCAAUCACUUCCUGGAAACCGACAAUCACUAUGUCGGGAGAAAACGAAGAACCGCCGAUCUUGCGCGGGAAUAGCCAGCUGCUGAGGUCACCAGAAAUCGUGUUACCAGCAACGUUGUACGAUCCAACCGUUGGUGCCUGUGUAUAUCUGGGAGAUCUGGUCUCCAUGGUCGGCCCACAGACUGCUGUGUUUGUUGUUGAGGUCGUAGAUGUCUCCCUUGCGGAAAGCCUUGACGAAUUCGUCGAGUGCCGCCAUGGAAAUUACCUGCUGCACCACGUUGGUACGAUCCAGACAGUCCAGACAGUUCACACGGAAAACGCCCUGCUGUUCCAGCAGAAUCUCUUUGGUGGCCUUGUUGUAGCAGUAGAACCCAAACCGGUCCAGAGAAAGCUGGAUGUCGGACAAGAUUCUGGCUGCGUGUGCAUAGGUUUUUGCUGUCUCUUGGUGGAAGUCAAAGUCAGUGAAAUAGACCGAGUCGGGUUUCUUUUCGUCCAAAGCCAUGAAAUGAUGCUUGUAUUCUCUGUUGAGCUCAACCUCGGACGAUUUUGUGGACGACAGAAGGUUCACAAUGUUGACAGGACCGUACUUGCCGUUGAGGUUCUCGAAAUGUUUUUCGAAAACAGGCUGAGUCGCUUCGAAACUUCGGGUGAUCUGAACUUUGGGCGAGAUGAGAGCCGUAUCCUGUUCCCAGAACACAGGAAUCGAGCCUCUGAUCUGGGUAUAUGCAAAAACGUGGUGUUCGUCGUCGUAGAUGAGUUCUGUCUCGACAAAGUUGGCAACGUUGCCGUCGUCGUCGACUCCACGCACGUUGAACCGCGUGCCCGCCCGUUUCCAGGACUGCUUGGAGAUGAUGGUGAGUUUGGACUUUCUGCCUCCAACGCUCGCACGCAUGGUUUCUGCAAAACCGCGGAUCACUGUGGUGAGAAACCUGUUUUCAUCCAGCACUUUUUUGGGCAGGUCGUCCAGGUUGUUGCGGAACUUGAUCACCUCCUCCAUCAUGAACGCGUUCCACAUGUAGUCCAAAUGGAAUCUGUCGCGCGAGAGCGAGUUCUUUGUGUCUAUGCCUCUUGUUUGCAAAGUGCUGGUGAGAUCAAAGUCCGAGCUGUAGAAGAACGAGCCGUCGGUCAGCAGCUUGCGAAGCUCUCCCAGGUGUCCCUUGUUAAACAAUGGAAUUCAACGUCCAUGAUCUUGUUGAUGACCUCGCCCUCAAUCGGCGACGCCACAUCGACCUUUCCUGUGAUCACCGACAAAAACACAUCUCCGUUCAUCUCAAUCAGCCCCAGAAAGCCCAGAGGCUUGUGUCUAGACAACGACCUAAAACUCUUGCCAUGGAACAUAUCCUUUGGAACAAGCUCGAUUGCACACUUUCCCGCUCUGAGCGGGCUGUGUGCUUGCGGUCAGCAGGCUCUUGUACUCGCCGUAGAAGCUAAAGUAGAGACCCCAGGCGGUGGUGCUACCGAGCAAAUUGGGCCCGACUCCUCGAUAAAUAUUGCGUAUGAGCUGCGAUCGUUGGACUACCCCGUUCGCGGACGAGUCCAGCAGCAGUUUGUUUCUGAUCUGGCGGAAACUUUCGAGCUGGGUCUUGGAUGUAGUGUCGAGCUGGAGUCGCAGCUUGAGGAAAUCCAGCGGGUGCGAAAUGAGCGUUGUGAUAAAUCCGGCAGUCAGUCCAGAAACCGUCUCGAUGGACCGCGAGCCAAGAAGACGUGCCUCCUUAACGUCGUCCACGAGAUUGACGGACCUGUCAGACAUAGCUAA
Messenger RNA from Ogataea philodendri, 1878 nucleotides. RefSeq lists its product as uncharacterized. The transcript is spliced from 4 exons. The record is from RefSeq and is a predicted model, not a curated record. The coding region runs from base 1 to 1878 and encodes 625 amino acids. Lineage: Eukaryota; Fungi; Ascomycota; Pichiomycetes; Pichiales; Pichiaceae.